Molecule: messenger RNA, 1110 nt
Organism: Fusarium oxysporum Fo47
Lineage: Eukaryota; Fungi; Ascomycota; Sordariomycetes; Hypocreales; Nectriaceae
Product: D-tyrosyl-tRNA(Tyr) deacylase
Exons: 5
Coding region: 318-779 (153 amino acids)
Biological process (GO): tRNA metabolic process
Cellular component (GO): cytoplasm
Molecular function (GO): D-tyrosyl-tRNA(Tyr) deacylase activity
Source: RefSeq, a predicted model, not a curated record
CUAGAACGUCCAGUCUGGAACUCAAUCGCCAACCGACGUCCCUAUCAAAUUAUGAAUAUUGAAAACUAUAGGGAAAAGUAUAAACUUGGUGGCUUCUAAUCCAUAUAAGCCUAUUCGCUUGAGAGAAUUUAUGUUUUAUCAUCAAAAUUAAUCUUGAUUGUCUUUCACUGCUGUAAUACACGGUAAAUCGGGACCGAUGCCGAUCCGACUACGGAGUAACGUCUAGAUACAGAGAGCUUGACUCAAGCCCAGUCAAAACAGUCUGAUAUUUUACUCAACUUGCAUCUCCCAGUCACAAAAACUUAUACAUCACAAAUAUGAAGGUCAUAUUGCAGCGUGUCCUGUCGGCGUCCGUCACCGUCGACAAAGAGAUGAUCUCUUCCAUCGGCAAGGGCGUCCUGGCCUUUGCAGCCGUGGCCCCCGGGGACACGGAGAAAGAGGCUGACCUGAUGGCUGCCAAGGUGCUGAGGAUGAAGCUGUGGGAUGACGAGGAGGGCGGCAAGUGGAAGAAGAGUGUCAGCGAUAUUGGCGGCGAGGUUCUCUGCGUGUCGCAGUUUACGUUGCUGGCUAGCACAAAGAAGGGAGCCAAGCCUGACUUCCACGGUGCUGCCAACCCGGAGGAGGCACGUCGGCUAUACCACUACUUCGUGCAGAAGGUCAGGGCGGGUUACAUGGAAGAGAGAGUCAAGGAUGGGCAGUUCCAGGCCAUGAUGGAGGUUGCUCUCGUCAACGACGGGCCGGUUACUCUGGAGUUGAAGAACGGCGCCAAGACGGAGUGAGUGGCUGGCUGCUAUAGAAAUGUGAAAUAUAGGGAGAUAGGCUAUUGAAGAUACCUUAGACAGGACGGGAAGACAAAAGAGAAAGCGAAGGGAUUACAUUAGGUACAUUGACGGAUCUGCUAUAGGUUCGGUAAUAGAGACAUGUUUUGGAGUCAGCCCUGGCGUCUAUAAUCAACAUGAUAUGAUUCUUGAAGAGUUCAGCUUGCCUGGGCCGGCACAUCUUUGAUAUGUGUGGUACAGCAUACAACCUGAAAGGGCGAAUUGUCGACGGGACUGUACCCGAAAGUGCAAUUAUCUUACAACAAACAACAGCCAACACAGCCACUUUCGU